AUAAAAUACUAAAGUUUACAAGAAGGGAUUCUUUGGCCUCCAUUUUAGGAAAAAUUUGGGAAGGCCUUAGCAUUGAAGAUCAGCACAAAAACCUUGGGAAGUAUCUGAGGUGAGUUGCACUUAAAAGAGAAAGCAGUGUCCCAGGAGAGAAUCUUAGUAUUUGUUGAAAUUAGAGCAGUGAAUGAACAAGCAGAAACCACACAUAUGCCUAGCUGCAUUUUUGUUCAUUCACAAGAAAAUUUUCACAAAAAAGUUUCAUUAAUUUGACUUAUACAUUGAGUGUUUGAACCAUAAAUCAGUAGGAAAUAAUUGUAAGGAAACCCCAUAUGUAAGAAAUAUUAAUAGUUGUGCUUGUGCCCUUUUUGAGAGCAUUUAGUUUAUUCUACUCUAACAAUUCAAAUAGGCCCAAAAACCUACUUUUUUUACUGACAUGAUUAACUGAGUAAAAUGGAAUCCUAAUAUUUAUUAGUAAAUAUUAAUAAAUUGUUGUUGUUAGGUGUCAAGUCAGUUCCAACUCACAGCAACACUAUACACAACAGAACGAAACACUGCCCCAUCCUGCACCAUCCUCACAAUUGUUGCUAUGCUUGAGCCCAUUGUUAAUAUAUGAAUCAUUAAUAUACUAUAAAUAACAUACUUCCCUAUUUUAACAGAAAUCAUAUGGUUGAGAGACUCUGUGAAGGUACUAAACGUAAUAGAUGUGGAGAAACUUUCAGCCAGAUUCCAAAUAUUAGUAUGUACAAGAAAACUCUUACUGGAGUCAAUCCAUACAGAUGCAGUGAGUGUGGAAAAAUCUUCAUACAUCAUACCUCCCUUAAGAGGCACAUUGCAAAUCACACUGGAUACAAACCAUAUCAGUGUCAGGAAUGUGGGAAAUCCUUUCGGUUUCCAUCAGACCUAAGAACGCAUGUGAAAAGUCACAGUGGAGAAAGACCUUACGCGUGUAAAUUAUGCAGUAGAACCUUCAUUUAUCUCCAUUCCUUUUUAAGACAUGAAAGGACCCAUACUAAAGAGAAACCGUAUGAAUGUAAGGAAUGUGGGAAAACCUUCAAGUGUCACUCAUCUUUACCAGUACAUAUGAGAAUGCACAAUGGAGGGAAACCCUAUGAAUGUAAACAAUGUGGCAAAGUCUUUCUUUGUGCCCCAUCUUUACAAAAUCAUAUGAGAUUGCACAGUGGAGAGAAAACCUAUGAUUGCAAGCAAUGUGGGAAAGCUUUCAUUCAUCCGACACACCUUCAAAGACAUAUGAGAACACACACAGGAGAAAAACCCUAUGAAUGUAAGCAUUGUGGGAAAGCCUUCAGUGAUAGUGAUUACUUUCAAAGACAUGAAAGAACCCAUAGUAAAGAGAAACCCUUUGAAUGUAAGGAAUGCGGGAAAACCUUCAAGUGGUCAUCAUCUUUACGGACACAUAAACGAUUGCACAGUGAAGAGAAAACUCAUGAAUGUAAACAAUGUGGCAAAGUCUUCCUGCUUUCCUCUUCAUUACAACAACAUACGAGAUUGCACAGUGGAGAGAAACCAGGGUUUCGAACCGGUUCAUUCCAGUUUGAACCCCUGCUGAGAAUUUGCAUUUCCACCUCAGAUAUACUGAGUCAGAAUCUACAUUUUAACGACAUCCCCAGGUGAUUCUUUAUGUAUAAUGAAU
Molecule: messenger RNA, 1648 nt
Organism: Trichechus manatus latirostris (Florida manatee)
Lineage: Eukaryota; Metazoa; Chordata; Mammalia; Sirenia; Trichechidae
Product: zinc finger protein 14-like
Exons: 1
Coding region: 661-1629 (322 amino acids)
Biological process (GO): negative regulation of transcription by RNA polymerase II
Molecular function (GO): DNA-binding transcription repressor activity, RNA polymerase II-specific
Source: RefSeq, a predicted model, not a curated record